AUGGAGACAUACUUCCAGUACCAAAGAGUUCGGAAAGCAGUCCGCCAGCACCUGGCAGAGCUGGAAACUGACUGUAACUGCCCGAGCUAUACUGUCGGGUCUUUUCACAAUGCGGACUGUACAUUGAGCAUCCACCACGGCCCUCUAGAGAAACCGCCUUCUGCAAACCCGACGAGCUUAGAUGACCUGCUCCUUGUGGGCUGGGAUGGCCCAAAUGAUCCUUUAAACCCUGCCAGUCAGAGUACUGCACGCAGAAUAUGCAUGACGCUUAUGGUGUCUUUGAUCGCAUUUGCAGUCACUGCCGCAUCGGCGAUCGAUGCUUGCGGUGUGAGGGAGUAUAGCGAGUACUUCCAUGUAUCGGAAGUCGUCGGGUCUCUGGCAACAGGUCUCUUUCUCAUCGGUUUCGCAUUUGGUUCCCUCCUCUCGGGUCCUUUCUCAGAAACCUUUGGCCGCAAUGCGAUCUAUUCAACGACGAUGCUCCUCUUUUUAAUCUUCAUUAUGGCGUCGGGCCUUGCCCCAAACCUCCACAGCCACCUAAUCUUACGCUUUUUUGCCGGCUUUUUCGCUUCUACCCCACUAAGCUGCGCCGGCGGUACGAUUGCGGAUCUAUGGAAUCCGCUCGAGAAGGCUUAUGCCUUUCCUAUAUACGCUAUCCCCGCAUUUGCAGGGCCGAUGGUCGGGCAAAUAAUUGGAAGCUAUAUCCCAACCACGAUCGGCUGGCGUUGGUUAGAGUGGACGAUGCUCAUCAUGGGCGGCGCGGUCCUAGUUCUGGUCUUCCUCUUUCAACCCGAGACCUAUGGUAAUCUGGUUCUCCACUGGAAGGCCUCCAUACUUCGACAGGAAACCGGCGAUGAGAGAUAUAGGGCGCCAAUGGAGAUGAAGCGGGAGAGCCUGGGUCAGCGCCUGAAACUCUCGGUGUACCGGCCAUUUGCGAUGUUCUACUCGGAGUUGAUCAUCAUUCUCAUCUCGCUCUAUCUGACGAUUAUCUAUAUCGUCCUCUUUACUUUCCUGGAAGGCUAUACUUAUGUCUUCGGUGAAGCAUAUGGUAUCUCAAAGGGCCUGACUAGUAUUUGCUGGGCGGGUAUGCUUGUCGGGGUCUUGCUUGUCAGCUGCGUGGUGCCAGUGGUUUACAGCUGGACUGCAAAGGCUUAUGCUCGAGACAAGUCAUCUACUAUUGCCCCUGAGAUGAGACUCUGGUAUACAAUGCUUGGUGGUGCACCAGCAGUACCGAUCAGUUUGUUCUGGAUGGGAUGGACCAGCAAUCCAACCAUUUCAAUUUGGUCGCCCCUUGUCGGGUCUGUCCUCUUCGGCUACGGCAUCACCACUAUCUUCAUCGUUUCAUACAUGUAUCUCAUCGAUUCCUACGAUACAUACUCGGCCUCUGCGCUAGGAUUUCUUGUGUUCACGCGAUAUGUGGUUGCAGGAGGCGUGACUGUUGCUGGUGGACCGAUUUAUCGGGCCCUCGGCGUGCAGUAUACACUCACAAUUCUUGGGUCUAUUAGUGGAGCUAUGGCUUUUGUGCCUUACCUACUAUACAUCUACGGACCUAGGAUCCGCAAGAGCAGCAAGUUUGCGGUGAAUAUCGACACAAAUUGA
Messenger RNA from Aspergillus affinis, 1596 nucleotides. RefSeq names its product MFS transporter. Gene Ontology annotation, biological process: transmembrane transport. The coding region runs from base 1 to 1596 and encodes 531 amino acids. The record is from RefSeq and is a predicted model, not a curated record. NCBI's taxonomy places the organism in Eukaryota, Fungi, Ascomycota, Eurotiomycetes, Eurotiales, Aspergillaceae. The transcript has 4 exons. Gene Ontology annotation, molecular function: transmembrane transporter activity.